GCGGGCAGAGCCGAGCUCGCUGCUUUCCCCCUCCGCGGGAGCGGUUCCGGGUCGCGGGGGCGGGAUUCGCAGUGGUACCGGCGAUAUGCGGUUCCGGUUCUGCGGGGACUUGGACUGCCCGGACUGGGUCCUGGCCGAGAUCAGCACCCUGGCCAAAAUCUCCUCGGUGAAGCUGAAGCUGAUCUGUGCUCAAGUGCUGCGGGACCUGCUGGGCGGGAGCAUGGAGUAUGAGAAGAUCCUGAAGCUGACCUCAGAUGCCAAGUUAGAGUCAGGGGACGUGAAGGCCACCAUCGCCGUCCUCGGCUUCAUCCUCUCCAGUGCUGCCAAGCACGGUGUGGACAGUGAGUCCCUCUCCAGUGAGCUGCAGCAGCUGGGGCUGCCCAAAGAACACGCCAGCGGGCUGUGCCGGUCCUAUGAGGAGAAGCAGAGCUCCCUCCAGGACAGCCUGAGGGCUGCCAGCCUGAGACUGAGCCGGCUGGGCUCGGUGCGCUGGCGCGUGGAUUACACCCUCAGCUCCAGCGAGCUGCAGGAGGUCCAUGAGCCCCUCGUGCACUUGACGUUCACCGUGCAGGACGGGCAUCGCGGGAGCACAGCGGCUGUGCCCAUGACCGUGUCAGCCGACAAGUUCCGGGUGCUGCUGGCAGAGCUGAAGCAGGCGCAGGCGCUGAUGAACACGCUGAGCUGAGCCGGCCGGGAGGUCCCGGUGCGCUCGGAGCCGGCUCCAAUAAAGGUGUCGGUGGCAGA
This is a messenger RNA of Melopsittacus undulatus (budgerigar), 744 nucleotides long. RefSeq names its product COMM domain containing 4 (gene COMMD4). The record is from RefSeq and is a predicted model, not a curated record. The transcript has 8 exons. The coding region runs from base 86 to 685 and encodes 199 amino acids. NCBI's taxonomy places the organism in Eukaryota, Metazoa, Chordata, Aves, Psittaciformes, Psittaculidae.